Molecule: messenger RNA, 2415 nt
Organism: Dromiciops gliroides (monito del monte)
Lineage: Eukaryota; Metazoa; Chordata; Mammalia; Microbiotheria; Microbiotheriidae
Product: zinc finger protein 665-like
Exons: 5
Coding region: 121-1917 (598 amino acids)
Biological process (GO): regulation of DNA-templated transcription
Source: RefSeq, a predicted model, not a curated record
GGCGUGGCUUUGGGUGGGUGGGCUUCUCCAGCCCCAUCCCAGAGUCCAGCUCCUGGCUCCUCCCUCUCUCCCCUUCUCUCCUCUGUGGGGCUCUGCUGGGCCAGGAGCCGGGCAGGCAGCAUGACCCUCGGGCUCCCUGAGGCCGCCAUGCUCCAGGAGUCAGUGACCUUCAAGGAUGUGUCUGUGGACUUCACCCAGGAGGAGUGGGGGCACCUGGCCCCCUCUCAGAAGGAGCUGUACCGGGAGGUGAUGCUGGAGAACUAUGAGAACCUCCUGUGCCUAGGCCUGGCCAUUCCCAAGCCAGAGGUGAUCUGCCAGUUGGAGAGAGGGGAAGCCCCUUGGAUGCCAGAGGGAGAUGCCCCCCAGAGCCCCUGUGCAGGUUUGCAAGCUAUCCCUGACCCCAAGAUGUCAGCACCAAAACUUGGCAUGUCUUCAGAAAAAUCGUCACCAGAACAGCCCACAGAUGAUCGUCCCUGUUUCUCCAAGUGGGAAGAAGCUUCAGAACCUAAUGCCAGGAUAAAAAGGAAUGGGCAUAAUGAAGAGAUCCACACGAGAAUUCAUACUGGAGAGAAACCUCAUAAAAGUGAUGACUAUGGGAAGGCUUUGCCCAAAGGCUCACAAAUUACUGAACUUCAUAGAAUUCAUAAUAGAAAGAAACCUUAUAAGUGUAAUGAAUGUGGGAAGGCCUUUAGCCAGCGUUCACACCUUGAUGGACACCAGAGAAUCCAUACUGGAGAGAAGCCUUAUAAAUGUAAAGAAUGUGGGAAGACCUUCAGAUGGAUCACAGGACUUACCCAACAUCAGAGAAUCCAUACUGGAGAGAAACCUUAUGAAUGUAAUAAAUGUGGGAAGGCCUUCACACAGAGCUCACAGUGUAUUCAACAUCAGAGAAUUCAUACUGGAGAGAAACAUGAAUGUAAACAAUGUGAGAAAGUCUUCAGCCAGAGAUCUCAACUCAUUGUACAUCAGAGAACUCAUACUGGAGAGAAAACCUAUGAAUGCACUGAAUGUUGGAAGGUCUUUAAAUGGCACUCACAUCUUACUAAGCACCAGAGAAUUCACACUGGAGAGAAACCGUAUCAAUGUGCUGAAUGUAGGAAAACCUUCAGUUUCAGAACAGGCCUUACUGUACAUCAGAGAGUUCAUACUGGAGAAAAACCUUAUAAAUGUAAUGAAUGUGGAAAGGCUUUUAGACAGAUCUCACAUUUUAAUGUACAUCAGAUAAUUCAUACUAGAAAGAAAUCUUAUGAAUGUAAUGAAUGUGGAAAGACCUUUAGAUGGAGAUCAGAACGUACACUACAUCAGAAAAUUCAUAUUGGUGUAAAACCUUAUGAAUGCGAUAAAUAUGGGAAGGCCUUCACACAGAGUUCACAGUGUACUCAACAUCAGAGAAUUCAUGCUAGGGAGAAACAUUAUAAAUGUAAAGAAUGUGAAAAGGUCUUCAUCCAGAGAUCUCAACUCAUUGAACAUCAGAGAACUCAUACUGGAGAGAAAACUUAUGAAUGUAGUGAAUGUAGGAAGGUCUUCCUGUGCCACUCAUACCUUAUGCAGCAUCAGAGAAUUCACACUGGAGAGAAACCUUAUGAAUGUGAUGAAUGUGGAAAAGCUUUUAGUUUCAGAACAGGCCUUACUGUACACCAGAGAGUUCAUACUGGAGAAAAACCUUAUAAAUGUAAUGAAUGUGGAAAGGCUUUCAAACAGAGUUCACAAUUUAAUGUACAUCAGAUAAUUCAUACUAGAGAGAAAUCUUAUGAAUGUAAUGAAUGUGGAAAGACAUUCAGAUGGAAGUCAGAACUUAUUCUACAUCAGAGAAUUCAUAUUGGUGAGAAACCUUAUGAAUGUAAUAGAUGUGGGGAUGCCUUCAGUCAGAGGUCAAAACUUACUCUUCAGAGAAUUCACACUAGGGAAAAAUGCUAAAAAAAGAAUGUGAAGACUGAUGAGGUCAUGAGGCAGAGCACCCCAUGUACAAUACAUCAGGUGAUUCCCAGAACCACAGAAGAUCAGUGUUGGAAGGUCUGUCCCUGCACCCUCCAUCUUGUCCUCUUCUGCUUGUUCCUGGAACUCAGUGUGCAAGUCAUCACUAUAACGCAUCUGCAGUUUCUUUCCAACCUUCUAAAAACAUGGAAUCAUGGGAUUUUAAGUAUAGAGUUGGAAGGGACCUCAGAGACCUUUGAGUCUAGCCCCCCCCCCUUUUACAUAUGAAGAACCUGAGGCCUGUGGACAUCAAGUGACUUGUCCCAGUUACACAGGGUUUACCCAGGUCUCACCAGGAGGUUGACAAAAAAGCUACCCUUGUCCCUCCACCCAUGGUCUCUAUGCCAGAUGGUCUGAACUGCUCUCAGAGUUGUCAGUGAGCUCCUAAUUACCAAAUAAAAGAGACUCUGGUUUGGUCCUUAUCCUCCUUUACUUCCUGUC